AUCAGGAAUUGUGAACCUUACUUCCAAUUGCGUGCCUCUAAAUGAAGUGGAACCACACUUCGAGCCACUCAUCUUGGUCACUUAGCCGAAUAGAAGCAUCUGAAGAACGGAUAGUAUCUGAUGUGUCGAAUACAACGGACGACGACAUCAUAAACCACAAUUUCAAGCUCAAAGAAGUCGAGAAGAACGAGUCCGUUCUGCGGACGACCGUCCACAUUUAAAUUAAGUUUGUUCGAACGACCAGUUUAGUCGACGAGAUCCAAUAUUUAAAAUGAUUUUUCUUCUAUAAAAUUAACCGGGAGUGUGGAGUGGAAUCUAUAUUAAAAAUAUAAACUUUCAUAUUGUAUUUUCUCGUCAUUUGGAUUUUCGAAAAUCAUAAUUUUCGAGAUUCGACUAUCUGGAGAGAUGAUCUAUUCGCCCAUUUACAAUUUCAAACUUCAUAAUAUUGGAUACCGAAAGUAUAGAAGUGGAAAAGUGAAUGGAUUUUUCAUGACUUAAUAUAAAUAAUUAAGAUAUUAAUUUAUUGUUUCCGUCAUUAUCUUACUUAAAUGCGUACAUUAAAUCAUCUUCUUACGUCAAAUAAUAUCUAACGAACCAUAAUCGAAUAAUCAGUGCAUCAUGUCCGGUGAAAGUGUGGUCUAAAAAUAUUGUGCAAACCAAUGGUAGCAACUUGAUAGUAUGAUUAACUAGAGGAUCAACCGUUUUGAAGGAAUCAGCGAACUUUGAAAUAUAAUCAACUGCGUAGAAUAAUGGAUAAGCAAGAGGAACAAAAGGAAGUAUCUCUUCCGGGCGCUGGAGGAGAGGAACCGACGAUUCUUGAAGUACUUAAUAGGAACCUUAUUAGUGAAUGUGAUAACGAGGUAACUGACCAGCAGCGGCAGCAAGAAUUGCAACAGCCAAACGAAGAUCAUCAUAUUGAUGACAUCAGUCACGAUGAAAUUAACGAUAAUAUUCAACUAGAUAUACGUUACGCUGCUUCGCCACAAGUGACCGAUUUAGAUGUAGAUGAUAAUGAGAACGACAGAAAUCGUGUAUUCGAGUUCGAGUCUCACUUAAUUGCAGAAGACGAAGCAGCGGUCGCCUACGAGACUUGUGGCCAGGUUAUAUCCGAAAUAGAAGCAGAUCCAGAUACACGGACUGACGAUAUUGUACCGGAUUCUGAAAAAACUGAAAGUGCUAAAUGUGAUAUUAUCCCGCUUGAUAGUUCCACGGUAAGUGAAAGUGAUAAAGUUGAUCGAAGACUGCCAUUAAUUGAUAGUUCCACAAAACGACUCUCGUGCGUAGAGGAACGAUCCAAUGAGUCUGAGUCGUCACAUUCGGAUGAUAAUAGUAAACAAACAGUAGUGCCCGAGCGGGAAGAAAGUGUUGAUCGACCGUGGUAUCAAGAUGAUGAUUUAGAUCCUGAAGAUCAGAGAAUCAUUCAAGAAGCAGUUGAAAGUAUACUAAAAGACGCGAAACAACAACUCAUUGAUGAUCAAAUAAACUUGGACAGUCGACAAAGCGAACCAGUGCUUCUAGAUGACUCGCCUCUGCAAACACCGCACUUGAUACUUUCAAACCCAUUGUUUCAAAAACCACUUGAACCAGACAGUUCCCCACAAGUAGCUCAAUCGCUAACCCCAAACACUGACAACGAUAUUGAUACACCUUCACAAUACAGUCCUAUUCCCUUACAAGAACAAACAUUAUGUGAGGCUUCCAGCCCUGAUAGUGGAAUUGCAAGCCCAGAAGCUAAAAUCGGUCAGCCCCUCCUUGAACCCAUCAGCCCACAUAACGCACCAAGCCCUGAACCAAGAAGUCAAACAUCAUUACAGUCGUCCAAUUCACAUGAUAGUGGAGUCAUUAGUCCUGUUGAAGUUGAAACCAAAAAUACUAAAAACGGAAUCUCGGCCACCAACGAAAGCGACAUAGAUACAAACCUCACUAGUCUCGAAACCAAAGUAAACAACCUCGAUUUCCAAGAGGCCAUUGUGACCACUACACCUACCGUUCAUGGCCCCUUGCCUUUGGAGGAUCAAGCACAAGUUAUUAGUAAAGAAGAAGAAACUAGUCAUUUUGUGCAAGAUAACCAGGAUCAAUCCGAAUCAGCUGGAAAAGAAACUACGAAAUCAUUAGAAAAUAGCACCGACGCAACACACAAGCCAGAGGAAGAAUCAGAAAAAUCUGACAAAGAAAAUCUGAACAAGCAUACAAAUCUAGAUAGUAACUUGAAAACACGACCUAUAGAUACAGACGCUGUAAUUUUAUCUACUGAAGCCAAAAAGGAGUAUUACCAACGAUUGCGGGAGUAUCUAGAUGACGAAGAAUUAAACAGACCACCAAUUCCUUUGAAAACAUACCAGUGGGAAGAUAUACGUAGAUUAAAGGAACAGGGUGGAUAUCCAUGGACACAUUUAUAUAAACGACCAUUGGGCCCGGAUGAAGAACCCGAGUUUCUUACUUUACGAAAAUCACAGGAUCGUCAACGUUUCUCUUCCGAAUCUCCUAAAUCUACCAAAAAGGUCGUACGCAUUCAUGAAGAAGUAUUAGUGAAAGAAACUGAACGAUACAUAAGUGAACUCAGUGACGACGAAAGUGUAAGUGACGACGACGAAGAGGAGGGAGAAGUAGACGAUCGCCCCGAAGAUCAGAGAGAAGAAGACGACGUAUUGCGGCCAGACGAUUCUGAAUGUCAGCCAAUAGAGGAUAACUUUAGUAUUCAGAGCGAACCGAUUUUUUCAACAUCCUCUGAUGAUAAAUCAUCAAAAAUCACCAGAAUAAAAGGAAUCCUUAAAAGGCGCUUAUCAUUGAAACAAUCGAAACCUGGUUCGGCUCCUGAAAGUCGAGCGGAGCAAUCUACACCCACAUUAAGAAAAAGACGUUUUGUUGGUACUGAAAGAUUAGCUAGGUGCUGCCAACCAAUCAUGAAUAAACUUAAGUCUAUGGCCGAUAAACAAUUCAAAAGGCGCAACAUCAAGAGAGUUCCCUUAAAAGAUAACGAAAAGGUAGUGCUUACGGAAAAACAGAAGAUUCUGAAAUUGAAAUCUUCACCAAAAGCUGACCAUGGUCAGAUACCGCAUUUCAUUGAGAAACAAGACAGUGACGAUAUCCUGGAAAUUCUUGAGCUUGAAGAAUCUCCGAGCAAAACCAGGAGACUCAGGCAAGAAGAAAAAGCUGAAGAAGGAAGUAGCAUCCUUGUGCCUGAUGAAAUCAUAGAACUGCCUACGUCAUCCAUUGCUGAACAAAAUGAAGCUCCAGCAGAGACAUCCCCACCGGCCGACAGUCCUUCACAAGAAGGACCUGAAGCGGAUAUACCUCUCGAAUCGGAUGAACCAGUUUCACCUGUAGUGCGAAAGGAAGACUUGAAGCUCGACUUAGGACAACCACCACAAAAAGCUCCAAGACGCCGAAAGGAGCAUAUUUAUGAGGAUAUCGACGAUGAGGAUAUUGAGGCAAAAAUUGAUGAAAUUCUCCAAGAAGCUGUCGACAGUGCAACAAGAAUUUCACAGCAAAUAGAAGAGGAAAUGAUGAAAUCAUCACCUGCGGUACAACGUAAAGACUUACCUGCUGCCCAAGAAGAAGAUAUUGAAUUGAAAAUUGUUGAGGAUCAGGAAAAAGAAGAACUUUUGGAAACCAAAGAUAUUGAAUUGAAAUCUGCUCUAAAACGUGAACCAUCACCUGGCUCUGAUAAGCGAGUGACAUUUUCGCACACAGAGGAUGAAGCAGAACCACUUAGGGAGGAUAUAAUUUUGGCAGAGGAAUAUAGGGCGCCUAAUCGAUGGUCGAAUACUGCCGAUCAUGAAUAUGAACCAAUCGGACAACCUUUGGAUGAAGCCCAGCCACCAGAGCGUAUGGAAGUUGACAAAGAGCCAUCACCAAUACCAACUUUCCAAAUCUCUGAACCACCAGCCGAUAGUCAUCCAUCUGCAAUGGAGGUAGAGACAUCUAAUCUAGACAAGAGGGAGCUUGCGGACGAAGAGGAAGAUCAUGAACCUACUGCUUUUGAACAGCAACGAGAUAUUGAGGAGAGAUACUUCAGCUCAGUACCGACUACUCCAAGGACAGAUUCUCGAACAGACAAUGAAAUCCAUACCAGCCAAGUGGAUUCGAGUGCUCUUGAAGAAUUGCCUUUGAAAGCAGAAAACAGGAAGAAAGGUUUUAUGGCGAGUGCUCAAGAUAGAAGUCGUAAGAUGUCGGAGAAUCUAAGAUCACAAGCUGGCAAGAUCAGAACCAAAAUUCGUGGCAGCAAGAAACCUCCGUCGGGAAGCCCUAAAGCGAAGGAAAGGAAGCGUUUCAAGAAGCCUGACUUUUCAAAAAUUAAAAUGCCUGAAAUCAAGCGGCCAGAGCUUCCCAAAUUCAAGUCUCCGGAGUUCAAGCGUCCAGAAUUCACGAAAUUUGAUAAGCCGAUUUUCACAAAGCCAGAUUUAUCGAAGUUUAAGAUUCCCGAUACGAUGACUAUCAAGUUGAAACGUUCUCGUUCACUAAAGGAAACCGAUGUUCCUUCCACGACUACAGCAACAACGCCAGAAUCGACAGCCAGCCCAGAAUCAGCAGCCAGCCCAGAAUCGGCAGCCACGCCCAAAAAGAAGUUCGAAUUCCAUUUCGGAACGUAUCCCAGGAUGCUUCGAAAACGAAAGCAAAAAUUAUCGACCAUUGUGAUUGCUAAGGCAGAUGAUUUACCAAGUACCGAAUCACCACCUUCGGUUGAAUCAACCACACUUCCUCGUCAAGAAGGUGGCCCUGUUUCACCCAGGUGGACUGACAAAUUCUCGGAUGUGAGCUAUGCAGACAGUGAAAGCGGAAAGUACCAAAGGUACGGAAGUGAAGUUGAGAGCUUGGAAAGAGAGUCAUCCUUAGAACGUCGUAUGAAAGAAGAUUUAGAAAGAAGCUCUCAUGAACAAGACGAACUUGAGAUGGUUCAUUCUGUAGAGCAGAAGCAAUUCGCAGAUUAUGAUGAAGAAAAUCGCGCAAUUCACGAAAUUUCAAAGAUCCGUGAAGGAGAGUUCAAAAAACGCCGCCCUAUUGUUCAUCAAGAUUCCGAUUUGGUCUCGGAAGAAAGCAAGGAUGUCGGUUGGAGUGAGAAAGAUGCGAUUCGAAACGCCUUACUAAAGGGUGAAGAAGAGAUGGACGUUGAACAUCUUCACGAACCGGAAAAGUAUCCAUCGGAAGAGGGCUUAGGAGGUUCUAUAACCAAUCAAGAAACUCAGUCUACAGCCAGUUCUGGUACCCGACCUAAAGGAGUAAUAGAGGAGAUCGACGAUGAUGAAUUUAUCCUGCGAAAACGCGGUAUUUCGCAAGAUAAUAUCGAGAUCAGACAAUACAUAAGUGACGCUAUAAGGGAAGGCCUAACGACGCCUAGGAACACGUUAGCCCAACUUGGGGACAAACAACGUUAUUAUGCUGAUGAUGAUGUUAGCAAUGAACAAAUUAACUUUGGAUACGAUGUGCCACCACCCAAACCUAAACGUGCUCAUAAAAAUUUAAACGAUUUCGAUCGUAACCGCGACACUGAGUCUAGAGAAUUAUCUCAAGAUUUUGAAGGAGAUCGACGUGGAAGCUUUGACGAUAACACUUCGUUGCCUCAUGAUACCGAGCACUAUUUCUCCAACAUACCACCAAGCCGUCCUCACCGUAAAUCGAAACAACAUUUUCCUGAACACGAGGACCAUGAAGUGCCGUCCGAAGAUUUACCUUACUUGGAUGAUGAAGAGGACAGUUUACUGUUCAAGAAAAUCAACAUCGACAACUACAAACAACGUCAGGAAGAGGAAGACCAGGAUGCUGCACCUAUGGAACACUUGAAGCCAGCUACACCACCAAAGGCACCAAAGCGCCGGAAAAAGCAGCAACGGGCGUCUAUCGAAAAAGACUCUUACGCAAAUCGCUUCGCUGGGCGAUCUGUCUCGAAUAGUUUCUUGCCAAGUGAAGAACGGGAUGAAGAUUUUAUAGUGUACCGAACGCAACAUGAAUACAUUAUUCCUUUGGCUCAAGCAGAAACGUUCUCCACGCCCACCCCGGCCCCAAGAAGAUCUAGAUCUAGAUCGCAAUCCCACAUGACUGACGACGAUCGUACUUCUCGCGGAGCAGAAUCUCUAAUUUCUGAAUCGAUUCCGAUCGAAGAGGAAAAAUUUCAUAUUGAUAUGAAAGAAACUGAUGGGUAUGCAACUGUUCGCAAGGAACCACCACCAAGACCACCUGCACCCAGACGUCAUAGAAAAUCAAGUCCACUCCCGGAACAACACUUUGCCACUAUGCCGCAUUUAAGGAAAGAUUCAGCACCUCACAAGAUCCAACGAAAUUUUAAUACCAUGGGCCCAUCUCGGCCACCACGCCGAAGGUCUUCAGCCAGCAUAGGGGACAACGAAAAAAAUGUAAGUUCUCCAGAUGUAACUCAAUAUGAAGAGCUUGAUAUCGGCGAAGUAGAUGAGGAGCUUGACUCGGGAAGUCGAAUGGAAUCACCCCGUGGAGACUUGCACUCUGGCGAUGUUAUUAACAAAAUGAAAUUCCGGCCGUUGCCCCCACCUCCGCGUCCACCUCGCGAAAGUCGAAAGAAAGACCGAAAGGACCCUCGGGACGAAUUCGAUGACAAGCACGAUAGGGAUGAUGGAGCUGAAAAAAUUGGAUACGAUCUCCACCUAAAUGGUGACUACGACGUAGAGAAGCAUACAGAGAAAUGCAUUGAGGUUGAAGUCUCCACACAAACCGACCCCUUACCAGAUGACUUUUGCUGCGAAGAAUUCGAGAUAACCGAUGAUAUGAAGGUGAUUGAGCCUCGGGUUGGUAGAACGUUACAGGAUAUUCUGGGAGACGAGCCAGACCAGCAAGAAGAUGAUAGCCUCUCCAAAUCCAUUCAACGGUUUCGAGAGGCUGGCCAAAGGAGUUUUUCUGAACGGUCACGAGGAUCCACAGCUGAUCGUUCAAGAGCUUCACUGGGAAGCCGACCAACAACACCAAACGCUAUUGUUUUCGAAAAACGUGUACCUACACCAAUUCCUGGUAGUCAUGGGGGCGAAACAAUGCUAGAGGCAUCUAUAACUGUUUUGCCCAUUGACGAUUUAGAUUACGACGAAGAAGAGCAAGACAAAGUUGAUGAGCCAAAAGAAACCGAACAUCAAAUUGAGGAGCCUGUUCAGGAGGAAGAACCAAGACUGAUAACAGAUCAUUUACUCGUUGAGUGUGAAUCUGUGCAUGGAAUGACUGAUGACCAGAAAGAAGAAUCUUUAGCAAAAGAAGAGAUUUCACUUAGAGAAGAAGAAUUGGCAAAAGAGGAGUCACCGCCGAAAGCACCUCCAAGGAAAAGGCCAUCAAUUACAGUUGAAUCAUCACCACCUGCCGAAGAGCCUGAACAAACUAAAGAAAUUGCCGUCUUGCCAACAACCUUAGAUGUCGCUCCCCAACCAGAAAUGCAAGUAGAAAGGUCGCCACCGUUGCCAUCAACACUAUCAAUAGCCGAUCUAGAAGUAGAAAGACUGAGCGUGCAUGAACUCCAAGCUGGUAACAUAACAGUCUCCCAGUUGCAGAGCUCUUUAAUCAAAACGGAUGAACUCGAGUGCAAAUCCAGUAAUGCACCGCCUUCAUUGGAGCUUCCGCCUGGUUUAAUUGACGAAAUUAUCAGGCGAGUGCGCAGUUCAGAAAGCGAAUCUCACACAGUAGAAACUCAAACAAUUGAUAAGCCUCCAGAAUCACUAACAACUCCAGCAGCUCCUACUACCCCUGAAAGUCCUCUACCUCCCCGUCCGCCACUCCCUCAACAACAGCCCGAAGACAGUCACCAACCACCAAGCUUCCAAACUGAAUAUAUGCAAUAUUCAGUUCCACCACCCUCUUUCUACACUCUCCGAGACCCUUCAGAAGGUGAACUCCAUCACAGCUCCGCACAUCGUAGACGCCGACAUCAUCGCCGAAGAGACUCUUCCUCAGAUGAAGAAUCCCACAAGGAGCAUCGUCGCAGCAGGCACAGCACAAGGUCCCCUGAACCAACGAUCGCACAACUGGGCGGACAGUUGUUGCACGCCUGUGGAAAUUCCCUGAUGCACUCUAUGAAUCAAAUUGUCAAUAUUCUCCGAGCCAACGAAAAGGAAGGAAACGAUAGGAACCUCAGUACGGCCAUUAUUCUUGUGAUAUUCGUGACCAUCGGAUUCCUUCUUCUGGGAAUAUCUGGGAACAAGAAUAUCCACCAUCAUCACUGGGAUUACUUCAAUCCACCAGACAAUAAAGGACGCUAGUUACUACGAGAAUGGAUGCAAGUCGCGCCUAAAUACAAUAAAUACAUGUAUACAUAGAUAAAUCGAUAUUCAAGCUCAAUUCAGUCAACGAAAGAUAGUUUUCUGCAUUUUAUUUGGAUUUUUUUCUACGAAUAGGAAAUAUGAACUUUCGACACAAUCAUAAAACACAUAUACGUGCAUGCAUAGUUGAAUCACCGUUUCGAAAUUGUAGCCCAUCAUCUUUUGUAAAGGAAAUCAAACAGGAUUACUGGAUAGAAUGCUUCCGGAGAUCUGCUUGAGAGAAGUACGAAAUGAAAUGAAACAGUUUCUUGUUAUUUUUGACAAAAUUGCCUUGUUUUUGUUAAGAUCAUAAUAAAAUUUAAAAUCCUUGAAGAAAAGGCGGAGUUUUCAAUU
Molecule: messenger RNA, 8597 nt
Organism: Hermetia illucens (black soldier fly)
Lineage: Eukaryota; Metazoa; Arthropoda; Insecta; Diptera; Stratiomyidae
Product: titin
Exons: 7
Coding region: 750-8204 (2484 amino acids)
Source: RefSeq, a predicted model, not a curated record